Trichoderma breve is the source of this 1218-nucleotide messenger RNA. Its product is annotated as aminotransferase class I and II domain-containing protein. The coding region runs from base 1 to 1218 and encodes 405 amino acids. The transcript has 5 exons. NCBI's taxonomy places the organism in Eukaryota, Fungi, Ascomycota, Sordariomycetes, Hypocreales, Hypocreaceae. Gene Ontology annotation, molecular function: L-aspartate:2-oxoglutarate transaminase activity; pyridoxal phosphate binding. The record is from RefSeq and is a predicted model, not a curated record. Gene Ontology annotation, biological process: L-aspartate biosynthetic process. Gene Ontology annotation, cellular component: cytosol.
AUGGCAUUACUCGAACAGAUUCCAGCUGCUGUGCCCGAUAACACGUUUGUCUUAAUCGAAGCAUUUAAAGCCGAUACUGAGAAGAAGAAAGUAAACCUAAGCCCUGGUAUUUACCGCGAUGACAAUGCAAAAACAUGGGUUCUACCUUCCGUAAAAAAGGCGAGAGAAAUCCUCCAGGCAGACCCGCAUCUCAACCAUGAUAUCUCACCUCAGAUGGGAUACCCAGAUCUGGUCUCCGUUGCGCGGCAGAUCACCUUUGGGGAUACGUUGGGUAGCCGGAGUAUUACCUCGAUGCAGACGAUCGCAGGCACUGGCGCCAACUACCUGAUUGCACGUUUCCUGACUUACGUCGCUCAACCCAAAACCGUAUGGCUGUCCAACCCUACCUGGGAGAACCACCCGAAGAUCUGGAGACACACAAACCCCGCCAUAGAACAGCGUUUAUACCCUUAUUAUGACUACAAAACAUCCACGCUAGAUAUUGAAGGCAUGAUCUCAACGAUGAAGGAGCAAGCAUCAAGAGGGGAUGUUAUAGUCCUCCAGGCGUGCGCGCACAACCCAACCGGUUUGGACCCUUCAAGGGAACAGUGGGAGGCCAUCGCAAAUGUAUGCGAGGAAAAGGGCUUGUUCCCUAUUCUUGAUUCAGCUUAUCAAGGCUUUGCAACGGGAGACAUCGACAAUGACGGUUGGGUGCUGCGUCACUUUGCCACCCGCUCGAACGGCGCCAUUGAGUUUGCGGUGGCCCAAUCGUUCUCCAAGAACUUUGGUCUCUAUGGAGAGCGAAUCGGUGCUCUGCACGUUGUGACACGCAACCACGACACCGCAGCCAAAGUGGAGGCAACAUUAAAACAGAUCUCACGCGCCGAGAUUACUUCCACGCCUGGCUUCGGGGCCAAGGUCGUCGCUACCAUCGUUCAAAACCCAGAACUGAGGAAGCAAUGGCAGCAAGACCUGAAUACCAUGAGCGGUCGGUUGAGGGACAUGCGAAAACGACUGCACGACGAGUUAACCAUGAGAGACACACCUGGUAACUGGCGGCAUCUCUUGACCGAUAUUGGCAUGUUCUCCAUGACAGGAUUAUCUCAAGAGCAAGUGGCAACCCUUAAAGACAUGUUCCAUGUUUACCUUCUUCCUACUGGUCGGCUUUCGUUCACAGGCUUGACAACCGGAAACGUUGAAUAUGUGGCAGAGUCCAUCCAUCGAGUUUUAACGUUGUAG